This is a messenger RNA of Scutellospora calospora, 556 nucleotides long. Lineage: Eukaryota; Fungi; Glomeromycota; Glomeromycetes; Diversisporales; Gigasporaceae. The record is from the annotation of a GenBank genome assembly.
AUGAAAUUAACAUCAAAAGAACAAGAAGAUUAUUUUAGAGAAAAUAACAAAGAAAAUCCUAAUUGUGAUCUUUGUAAUUCAAAGCAUUUUAGAUGUAAAGAAACAACUUGUACUCAAUGUUGUAAUUUGAAUAAGUGUAAUUCAUAUCCAUGUAAAUUUUGUAAAGAUGAAAAGAUUAAUUGUGAAUAUUCAAUUAUAAGAAAUGAGGAAGAAUUUGAAACAUUUAAAGAAUUGGGAAUGGAAGCUUAUAUUGGACAAAUAGAAAAUACUAAAGAAGGAAAAGCUCAUAUUCAUGGUUUUUGUGAAUUUAAAGAAUUGAUUUCAACAAAAAAAAUAAAACAAAUGUUUGGUGAUUAUCAUAUAUAUAUAUCUUUGAGAUUACGAGGUAGUGUAGAAUCUAAUAUAGAAUAUGUAUCAAAACUUUAUAAUCAUUGUGAAAAACACAAGAAAAAAUGUAGAUGUGAUUAUUUUGACCUUAAUCAUAUAUGUGAAGUUUGUAAUGAUAAUUGUCUAGUGAGAACAAGAGCUAGAAGAACUGGUUCACUUAAUUUAGUUG